AUAAGACAUGCGCCACUCACAAAUAUCAGUCCACCAAACCCUUCAGUAGAGCAGACUGGAUACUUUCUCUUAUAUGUGAAGGCUUCAGGUUAUUUGUUGAAAUAUAGCCGUCUUGAGGAAAAAAAGGAAAAUAAACCGCACAGCGCACAAGCAGGUUGUUUACCGGAUCAGCCAGUGACAUUGGCAGUCAUUUAAACUGAUCAAUAAUACAUUGGUAGUGGUCGCACGGUCACGGACGGUGAAAAUGAAUAAACCUGCUGGAGAUGGUUUAUUAAUUUAGAUGGGAUUCGGCUGCCGGUGGAGUAAGCAGUCACAGUCUGCUGUGUGAGAGAUAUAUCGACAUUGGGUUCGCUCAGACGGAGGGAGUCAGAGCCACUGUGCUGGUAUCGCGGCGCGAGGACACAUGGGUCGACAACAGAAACGCGUGUUUUAAACACGAGGAAUCACACACGGACAGUUAUGGGCUCAGUUCUUGACAUUUCUGCGUGUCGAUAUUUCCUUACUUGGAUUUUUGGAGACGUUUCGUGUUACGUCCAUUGCUGAAAGCGGGACUGCGGACGAAAUUGUAUUCGCUCGUUCUUGCAUUUCAACCUCAUGCGGACUCUCGUGUGGACUUAUGCUGCAAUAGACACGCGGAUCUGCGAAGACGAGCUUGCAUCAAAGGUCGUGUUAAAAUGCGAGCUGUAUUAUUAUUUUGACGCGCGUGCGAGUGCGAGUGCGAGAGUUGAACAAUUACCGUAACUCAACAUGCCUGAUUGUGUAUCGCGAAUUUUGUUUUUGCGUUAAUUUUCCGGACUGCCUCGGGAAGAUAGCUGGCUCUUCGUUGUUCAUUUGCAUGCAUCUCCACGAAGAAGAGGAGAGGGAAGAGAAAACGACAGUUAAACGGCCGAAGGACGUGAAGAAUGAAUGAGAUUCUGUGAAGAACGGGAGGAAUCGCAGUAAGGUUCUUCAUCAGUGAGAGGGCGUGAGGGAAGGAGUGCCCCACAUCGAAGCGCCCGCUGACCCUCCUCCCCGCCAGCACCCUUCGCUCCGUCCGCAGCAUGGCUCUCUCUCUCUGGAUCCUCUUCUCCUGCACUGUCGCCCUCAGCAGCAUCCGUCCCUCUUCACAGGCAUUAAGUCGCUCCGCAAUGCCGUUUGGUCUGAUGAGGAGGGAGUUGGCAUGUGAGGGGUACCCCAUCGAGCUCCGCUGCCCCGGCAGUGAUGUCAUCAUGAUCGAGACAGCCAACUACGGCCGCACCGAUGACAAGAUCUGUGACGCCGACCCCUUCCAGAUGGAAAAUGUACAGUGCUACCUGCCAGACGCUUUUAAAAUUAUGUCACUGAGGUGUAACAACCGGACUCAAUGUGUGGUGGUGGCUGGGUCUGAUGUUUUUCCGGACCCCUGCCCAGGGACCUACAAGUACCUGGAGAUCCAGUAUGAAUGUGUGCCAUACAAAGUGGACCAAAAAGUCUUUGUUUGUCCUGGGACUCUGUUAAGGGUGCAGGCAGCUAGUUUGCUGCAGGAGGCAGAGCAUCAGUCGGGGGCAUGGUGUAAGGAUCCCCUGCAGUCUGGUGACCGCCUUUACGUCAUGCCCUGGACUCCGUACCGAACAGACAUGCUUUACGAGUAUGCUUCGUGGGAGGACUUCAAGCAGAAUCGAGCCACGACCACCUACAAGCUGCCAAAUCGCGUGGAUGGAACAGGCUUCGUCGUGUACGAUGGGGCUGUAUUUUACAACAAGGAACGCACGCGCAACAUCGUGAAGUACGACCUGCGCACGCGCAUCAAGAGCGGAGAAGCCAUAGUCAAUAAUGCCAACUAUCAUGACACGUCGCCGUACCGCUGGGGGGGCAAAUCUGAUAUUGACCUUGCGGUGGAUGAAAACGGUCUAUGGGUUAUCUACGCCACAGAGGCCAACAAUGGAAGGCUGGUGGUCAGUCAGGUUAACCCCUACACCCUACGCUUUGAGGGAACCUGGGAGACGAGCUUCGAUAAGCGCCUGGCGUCAAACGCCUUCAUGGCGUGUGGCGUUCUGUACGCCGUGCGCUCCGUGUAUCAGGACGAUGACAGCGAGGCGGGUGGAGAUCUACUGCUUUACGCCUACAACACCAACCGAGCACGGGAGGAGCCCGUCAGCAUCCCCUUCCCCAACCCGUACCAGUAUGUCUCAUCCGUAGACUACAACCCACGAGACAACCAGCUGUACGUCUGGAAUAACUAUAAUGUGCUUCGCUACCCCCUGGAAUUCGGCCCGCCGGACCCCACCGCUGGUCCACCAGUCACCACACUGACGAGCAGUAGUACCACCACCACAGCAAGACCCGUCACUUCCAGCUCCAUCCCCUCCACCAUGCGACCUUUGCCCCCCACUGCUCACCCGAUAGGGGCCAUCAACAAGGCGCCAGACCUGAGGCCCAUCACCGCCACUGUGCCGGUGACCCGCAGACCGCUGAGGGUCCCACCCCAAGGCCCGGAGCUCCAGGGAUGCGAAGCCCGCGUGGCCCGAGGGGUGCAGUGGCCCGCCACCCAGAGAGCAGAGACCGUUGACAGGCCGUGUCCUAAGGGAUCGCUGGGAAUCGCCUCCUUCCAGUGUCUGUCGUCUCCUGUGAUGUGGAAUCCUCGCGGUCCUGAUCUGAGUAACUGCACCUCGCCGUGGGUCAACCAGGUGGCUCAGAAGAUAAAAAGCGGUGAGAACGCAGCAAACAUCGCCGCCGAGCUGGUGAACCACACGCAGGGCCGUAUUCACGCUGGUGAUGUCAGUUCUUCAGUCAGACUCAUCGAGCAGCUAUUGGAUAUAUUAGAUGCUCAGCUGCAGGCCCUCAGACCCGGGAAUAAGGAAUCCGCAGCCAGGAACUACAAUAAGUGGCAGAAGAGAGAACGGACCUGCCGGGCUUACGUUCAGGCGGUGGUGCAGACUGUGGAUAAUCUCUUGCGUGCCGAGGCUUUAGAGUCAUGGCAGGACAUGAACAGUACCGAACAGGCUCACACCGCCACCAUGCUGCUGGACGUCAUGGAGAAAGGGGCCUUCCUGUUGGCCAACAACAUGUACAACAACCACUUCUCAGACCACGCUGCCAACGUCGAUCUGGAGGUGCGUGUACUGAACACAGAGACGGACUCUCAGGACUUGUUUUUCCCUCAGAACGGCCCCAGCGACAGCAGCAUCCAGCUCUCAGCGUCCACAUUCAAACAAUACAGCCGGAAUGGUCAGGUGAAAGUAGUCUUUGUGCUCUAUAAGAAUCUGGGUUCCUUCCUCUCCACCGAAAACGCCACCGUGAAGAUGGAGAUGGAGGCGGGGCCUGGCGGGCGGGGCCUGGCGGUGAAUUCGCACGUCAUCGCCGCAUCCAUAAAUAAAGAGUCCAGUCGAGUGUUUCUGACCGAGCCUGUGGUGUUCACACUUAGACAUUUACAGCUUGAGAAUCAUUUCACCCCAAACUGUUCAUUCUGGAACUACUCGGAGCGUUCGAUGACGGGCCAGUGGUCGUCGCAGGGCUGUCGGCUGAUGGAAACUAACAGCACGCACACAACGUGCUCUUGUAGUCAUCUGACCAACUUUGCGGUGCUGAUGGUACACCACGAACCUGAUUAUCCUGGCAGGAUGCAUGAGUUGAUUCUCUUUGUGAUCACAUGGGUGGGAAUUGUCAUUUCUCUGGUGUGUCUUGCUAUCUGCAUCUCCACCUUCUGCUUCCUGCGAGGCCUGCAGACCGACCGCAACACCAUCCACAAGAACCUGUGCAUCAACCUCUUCAUCGCUGAGCUCCUCUUCCUCAUCGGCAUUGACAAGACGCAGUACCACAUCGCGUGCCCCAUUUUUGCAGGUCUGCUGCAUUUCUUCUUCCUGGCUGCGUUCUCCUGGAUGUGUUUGGAGGGUAUUCAGCUUUAUCUGAUGCUGGUGGAAGUCUUCGAGAGCGAGUACUCCCGGAAGAAAUACUACUACCUGUGUGGCUACUGCUUUCCCGCCCUGGUCGUGGGCAUCUCUGCAGCCAUCGACUACCGCAGCUACGGGACUAAGAAAGCGUGUUGGCUGAGGGUGGAUAACUAUUUCAUCUGGAGCUUUAUCGGCCCUGUGUCCUUCAUUAUCAUGUUAAACCUGGUGUUUCUCAUGAUAACACUUCACAAGAUGAUCCGUAACUCAUCCGCCCUCAAACCCGACUCCAGCCGUCUGGACAACAUCAAGUCCUGGGCUUUAGGAGCUAUCGCUCUGCUUUUCCUUUUGGGUCUGACGUGGGCCUUUGGUCUGCUGUUCAUCAAUGAGAACACCGUCAUCAUGGCAUACCUCUUCACCACCUUCAACGCCUUCCAGGGCAUGUUCAUCUUCAUCUUCCACUGCGCUCUGCAGAAAAAGGUGCAUAAGGAGUACAGCAAGUGCCUGCGUCAUUCGUACUGUUGCAGUCGGACCUCCACCACCAGCUCUCAUGGAUCUCUGAAGAACUCUGCCUUGCGUACCAACAACCGCUACUAUACUGGCAGCCAGGCGCGCCAUGCAGCGGCACAUAGACAGAGUCGAAUUCGGCGCAUGUGGAACGACACGGUGCGGAAGCAGACGGAGUCGUCCUUCAUGGCCGGAGACCUAAACAGCACUCCCACCCUAAACCGUGCUACAAUGGGAAACCAUCUUCUAGCCAAUCCCGUGUUGCAGACCCGUGCAGGCACCUCCCCCUACAACACCCUGCUGGCCGAGACGUUUACUCCACCCUCACCUGGAGUCUUCAACUCCACCGGGACCUUUCGCGACCCGAAGAGCACGCUGUCAAAGAAUCGAGAUCAUGGAGGCAUGGAGACUCUACCUCUAAAUGGGAACUUCAACAACAGCUAUUCCCUGCGGAGCGUGGGCGGUGUCGGUGGUCCUGGGGGCAGCUGCGACUUCCUCGGAGGUGGUGACAGCCCCCCUCCGUUACUCAACCCGCGAGGUUCGGAAACUCUCGGCGGCAUACGGCGGAACCUCUCGGACGCAGCGGCGUUCGAGAAGAUGAUCAUAUCUGAAUUAGUGCACAACAAUCUGCGAGGGGGAGGGGCCGGGGGCGGAGACAGAACGUGUGGCAGCCUGGCCAGAGGACACGGCCACAUGGGCAUGGGCCGGAUCGGGGGCGUGGCCGAGCCAUCGAUAGGCAUAGAGGACGACGGAGAUUUCCGUUCGAUGGAAGCGCGCCAACGCAUGCCGCAGGACGUGGAGCUGCUCUACAAAGCUCUCGAGGAGCCCCUGCUGCUGCAGCGAGCGCAGUCCGUGCUCUACCAGAGCGACCUCGAGGAGUCCGAAAGCUACACAGCUGACCUGACCGAGAGUUUGGGCCACAGCGGUCAAAGCGCGGCCGGCCAGGGCCACAACGGAGCCUCCGGUUCGCCUGCGCGGGACUCGCUCUACACCAGCAUCACUAACCUGCGAGAUUUGCCCUACCCCGACAGCAGCCCGGAGCCACUAGAGGUGGUUCCGCGCUCGGCCCAGCCCCCAGAGGAGCUCUACUACAGCUCUGGCCGGCCCGCCAUAGGCUCCCGCGGAGCCCCAAUGCAGACCUUCUACCAGGCUCCGCCCAGGAGACCUAGCACUGAAGCCCACCCCGCAGCCCCCGAGCCCACCCACAGCGAGGGAGAUGGACAAAUGCAGUUGGUCACCAGCCUGUGACCACGAGGAAGAGGAGGAAGCGCACCACAGGGUUUGACGCCAAGUGCCGACGAUGAUGGAUUCCUCUCCUGUCUCUGAUGCCCUCCCUAUGUCUGGUUGCUUUUUUACACUUGCGUUUGUUUUGAAGCGAGAUGUAAAGGAAAGCCUACACAGGGAGAGCGAGAGAGGUUCGUCUCCAUGGCAGCCAGUGUAACCGCUCGAACUCUCUCAUCAGCAUCGUUUUCUCUUUUGUAUGCUGACAUAUAAAAACAGCAAGUCCGACUAUUUGCCUUCUCUCAAUGGACCUUCGUCUCUCUAUUCCGAGAUUACUCUCAACUGUGCCGUGCCCAGGCCUGUAUGUCUGUGUUUAUUUAACACAAAAAAAUGUUGCUUUUGUAAUUCCCAACCUUCUCUUUCUUUUGUCUCUAUCCAUCAUUAUUUGAUGAGAGCUGUUACGUGAGAAGAUGGCUGAACGCCAUUAUACUGCAACGUGACAAAAAAUCUCUCGGAAAGCUCUUCAGUGUUGCCAAAAAUAACCGUUUUUGAGCCAGAACACAAACUGGAAUCUACACACAACACACACUGUCUCACAGAAGUGCUUGUUACUGAACAUCAAGAGUAUGAACACAUGCUCUCGGAGAAAAGACAACAAGGACUUUUGUUCAGAAACAGGUAGCGGGAAGCUGCCGCAGUGGAGUUGCCUUUAUUUCUUGCUCUGAACUCACUCUUCUGUAUAGAACAACCACAGAGACGGGGAAGCGAGGGGGGUUAAGACACAACCGCUCGACCACGGGACCUCUAAGAGCAAUGAACGAAACUUUGUCUGUGUUUUGUUCUGACUUAUCUUAGAACCACGGAUGAGGGCGGAUGAAAGACUGGCCCUGAUUCACCGCCGGAUGUUUAGGUGGACUACAUGCUGUUUCACCUACUGUGGCUCAAGGAUUUUUUUGCAAGCGCUCCAGCCGUUCUUCGAGUCUGUACAUACAAACCACACGAAAGUAAAAGCGAGUCUUAUACUCAUCUCCUGUACAUAGACGAACAAAAGCAACAAAAAAAGUAUGGAGUACUCCGAAAGAAGAAACCUUUCUUGUACCGCAACAGCAAUUGAAACGAGUCGACAAAUAAAGCUGUUUUGAAGUUUGCGACCUGAACGACAAUGCGAUCUCUCUCCUUCUUUCUCGCGCUCUCUCCGGCCCUCAUUCGCUCCUGCCCCAGAGCGCCGCAGUGCCAGAAAAUUUAAUUGUCUGCCAAGAGACGGUGAGAGAGAGCCGGAAAGACGGAAAGAGGAGGAUUUUACAUACAAACGAGAUCAAUUCUGGCACAAUUUUUAUGUAAGAUAACCCAUUAUAUGUCGGUAACGUUUGACCUUCAACAUUCCCAGACAGGAAGUGCUUAAGGUGAACGCCAGGGGAAUACACUGUGCCUCAGGGGUGCACCGGUGCAUUGUGGGUUGCCUGACAGCAGCCGUGAUGUAGCGCUGGUUAUGUUUAAUCUGGAAGAUGUAACGGAUAUCAGACGACUGGAUGAAUUUAGACGAAGAAAAAACAAAAGCAUCGGGGACAUAUUCCCAAACAUUUCAGUCGCCAACCCUAGAUUGUAUUUGACUGUUUUUACAUACCAAUAUCAACUGUUGUUUCUGAAACCGGUGUGACGGUUGAUUUGCAAUUUGUAUGUCUACGUCUGAACGUCUGAAUGUGAAGGUUCGGAUGCCUGUGAAUCAAGAGUACGUGUGCGUGUGUAUCUCAGAGGCUAUUUUUACUGGUUUAGAUGAACACGUAUUAGCUGAACAGGGAAGCAAAGUAAAUCUAUAUCUAUAUAAGAGCUCGGUAGAAGCUUCCAGACUUUGUUAAAGAUAUUUUAAGCGUUGUUAUUUUGAAACGUAAAAAGUCAGAGUUGGCAUUCAGCGAGCGACGCGAACGUCUGACCAAUGAGACGCGGCCUCUGCGGGUUAUGCAAAUGAGCUCCGUAGCCUAUUGAACAAAAGAGAGGUAUUUAUGAGCGCUCCACCCUUCCGAAGAUCCGUUUCAUGUUUGAUGUUUUAUUUAUUAAUAUUUAUUUGUCUGUUUGAUUGUUUAUGCACAUAUUCAUUUAUUCAAGUGUGGUUUUCUUUCUACGGAGCAUGUGUGAGGAUGAUGAGAGAUGGGGAGCAGGGGGGAAUAUACAUGUUUAAUGUGAGUUAGCGAUAGAGGCGAGGCGUCGGUGUGAAGCUAGGCUCCAGCGGGCUCGUUCUGAGUUCGGAGGACACGGACGGGCUGCUACACUCACUGUCAGAGGUGGAUAACAUCGUGCAUCCCGAAUCAACCGCCUGUCAUUCCAAACACCACCUGUUCUCUCUCCAGUCUCCACACUGCGAGAAGUCAUUCUUUUUGACCUGCGUUCCAGUAAAAAUAUCAAAACCUUCUUGAAACAAGAUAAAUAUACUUGAGAAGCAAAACCGCUCGGUUUUAAGACCUCUCCCACGGCUCUCUGGUGUACUUGAUACUGAUUGGUCGAUCUUAGCAUUGUGCGGUCAAAUAUUUUCGCAUAAUGACAGUUGCCGUAAUAACUAUAAUUGAUAAUAUAUAUAAUUCAUAAGGAAAUCAUUUCAACUAUAUUCAUGUUUUAUGUCUAGUUAUGUAUUUAUUUAUGUACGUUCCUUUUUUACAAAAGAAAUCCUUUCAGGGUGAUGCAAGAUCGUUUGACAAAUCCUGAUCAUCCUGUCAGGCUUUAUUAUUUACAAUGAUAACCACAUUAUUUCUCACUUUGUUUUCAGAGAUUUUGGUUCAUUACACCAUUAACAAAUGCUUUUAUAUUUAUGUUAAGCGCAAAUCUACAUUUACGUAUUUACAUUUAUAUGACUUGCGGUGCAUUCAGGGUAUCCAUUUUAUCAGUACAGAUUGUGUGUAUCAAAACCCCCAUGACCUUUGCACUCCACACUGAGCUAUGGGAACAAAUCUAGUAAAAUUCGGGGUGGUUUAUGCUUUGCCAAUAAAAAACAUUCAAGUUUACAGCAAGAUCUUAUUCAGUAUUCUUGUGAUUGUCAUUUUUGCUUCUCAAUGUAUCUUCUAUAAUUUUCAUAACAAGAAUGGUGAAAAACGUUUCUUGAAGUGUAUAUCGCUCUUCUGUAAGUCUUCUAAAGGGACGUAUGUGCAAUCCGUUGCAUUGUGACUAUAUUAAUUGACAUAUUUUGUGCAUUUCUUCCGGCCAGCGGGUGGUCAGUACACCCUGUCUUACAUUUAGUCACCGGCGUGUUCGCCAGCUCUGUUUUAUUUCUUGCUCUUCUUGCAAAAACGUUUCAUGUUGAUGAGUAAGACCAGCUUUGACUGGUCAGCAGGUUUGACCGUUUGAAUGUAUUGUCAUAACACACAAUGUAAAACUGUCUUUCUAAGGUUAAGGUGCUCUCUAAACUCCUGAGUCAUGGCCCUCUGCCCACCUGGCCCAACGCGCUGCUGUUUUACCCCGUUACCCUGCUGCAUUGGUUGCCGGGGGAAACGUCUGUUUACCUCCCUCCCUCCCUCCCUGGAGAAGCCCGACGUGCGUCACAUUUCGUGUCGCUUUCUCCCCUCGCUGGGUUUGUUUCCCAUCAUCCUUUCUCGCCUCCGUCGUUCCCCCACUUCCUCACCGAUCUGUUUUUGCACGGCUUCCCGGCUAAGCAUUAAUGUGGGAAGAUUUGUUAUGUUAGUCAAGGCUUUGUUUACACGGGACUGAAGGGAUAAUGUAGUGCAGUGCUGAAUAUGGUGAUAAUGACAGUGAUUAUGCGCUGUAGUAAACCGCUAGACUAAAGCCCGCUCCGAGGGACUGCUACCACAUCCAAAAUCCCCAUACAACCCCUGAUUAUCAUAAUAAUACUAAGAGCUAUAAUCUAGCCGAGUCAACCCACCGUGUGCUCGCGCGCCGGGUCUCUCCUUUUGUCUUUACUCCCCUCUCGCUCUUUGAGAGCACUCGGAUCCGAUAUGAAAGAAGUCGCCCUGUUCUGCUCUGCAUAUCGGCCUCAUUUUCUACACUUUGAAAUGGAGAGCUGGAGAGGUAGAGCACGGGUAGACACCGGAGGAGGGUUUCUUUCAGGAUUAUUUUUGGACAAAGACCCCAUGAAAUCACUUGACUUAAACUUGUCUUUCCCAUGUUGGCGCGUUUUCUGUUGAACAUGUUGACGUAUCCAAGAGCCUUUAUUGUUUAUAUUUUAGCCAUGAAGUAUGAUUUAUUUUAUAUUUCUCAUUUGUGACAGGUGGCAUUUGCCAUUUACGCUUUUAUCCAAAGCGACUUGCACUGCAUUCAAGCUAUGCUUUUUUGUCCGUAUUUGUGUUCCUGGGAAACCAGUUGAGCUACAGGAAAACUAAUUUCUUCAUUGUAUUGGUCCAAAUUUUGGACACGCCUUUGAGUGCAAGAUGAUGUCAUCAGUACCUUAGCUCAGUGGUUCUCAAACUGGGGGCCCCCAAGAUGGUUCCAGGGGGCCACAGAUUUUGUGGCAUUUUAGAAAUAUAAAUAUUUAUGAUACAUUUUGUGCAAUCAAACAUCAGAAAAACAACACCACCAACCAAAAGAAUUUAUGUUUUAGCAUCGUUUAAUUGAAUAUUUUCUUGGUUUAAUUAUAAUUUUAAGUUUAAGAUUAUAAGUCUUUAUUUGGGGGGCCGCAAAGCAAUGCACUUUACACAAAGGGGGCCUUACAACAAAAAAGUUUGAGAACCACUGCCUUAGGUGCAUUUUCUUGACUUUUAAAUGCAGCUAAUGCUAGUAUACUAGCAUACACAUAGCCUCAAAGUCUACAGACAUGAACUAAAAGGCCCAAAAGUCCAAUGUUGAUCUCAUGGUGUCUUUAAUAAUGAAACACACAAGGGGCAGAUCCAUCUGUAGAACAAUGUGAAUAACAGGUGUUCCCAUUCUGCUGAAAUCUGUUGAGUUCCGCGGGUACAGAUUCCACACAGGCCUGUGGACAGAGGAACUGUGAAAGUCCUCUAUCCGCACAGGUGCCAUCACAGCGGCCUGCGCUCCUGUGCUCUGACAGUCUGUCAGCCCGCCGUCAGUGCUGUCCUCAGCUGGGGCCUGGCACCAGAAAACCAGUGUCAUGACCUCCUAUCACGAGCUAUCCCCCUCUGUGGCACACGAGAGUCGCUUUUAGAGCCACAUUUUGAUUUGAUGUUCAGCUAGUAGGAUAGAAAUAAUAAAGAGAGAAAGAGAUGACCAAGUCAUUCACUGCUGUCAAAACGACAUGAAGCAUCAGCCCUGUGCAGUGCACCCCACCACACCACCUCAGCUGUACCGUGUCUGACAGCAAAGAGACCCCCUGGGGUUAUACGACAGUCACUGAGCGAUCAACACCUUCCAUUUUACACCACCUCAGCCACACAAGAAGCAAAGGAGAAACUUUGUCUAAACAAGACUCACUUGCCUCUUUUCCACUGAGGACAUCACAUGUUUUGUAACAGUCUGAGGUCAUUUACAUGCAUAUAAGUAAAGUUCAUAGCAAUUAAAGCAAUUAGGCACAAGAACUAUGUGGUCACACCUGUAGUAAAAUGAAUCUAACACAGUUUUGAGUGUUUUUUUUUUUUGCUUCUAUCAAUUAUGUCAACCGCAAUAUAAAAAAAAAACUUGGAAAUUUGUUAAAUGUAUUAAUAAAAGUUCUUCCACCAAGUAUUAUGACAGCAUCAUAAAGAACAUGUUGCAUUAAACGAAGUUUGAGAACAGGUGUGUUUAAUGGCACAAAUGACAUCACACAAGGCUCAUCUAAUCAGAAAGUGUUUUAUAAAAAAACGGCCACCUUAAAUGAUCUUACUAUAGACCAUUUUGCUAUAUGUAAACAACAUUGGUCCAGAAGCACUUCCUGUUUUAGUUUUGUAGCACUAAAGAAAACCGACAGAAUAUUUAAGGCUGAAUUUAAAGGUCCAGUGUAUGAAUUUUAGCACUGUCUAGUGGUGAGGUCGCGAAUUGCAACCAACGGCUCACUCCACCCCUUCACUUCAAAACACUACGGUAGCUGACAAAGGACUAAGAUGUCUUCACCUUUUGGCUUCUUGAGAAAACAUAUUCACGAAACGCACUCUGUAGAGCAGUUUGUCCAUUAAGGGCUACUGUAGAAACAACAUGGAGAAUUCCAUGUAAGGGGACCCGCGGUGUAUGUAGAUAGAAAUAGCUCAUUCUAAGGUAAUAAAAACACAACACUUCAUUAUGUAAGGUCUUUAUACACCUCUGAAGACCUAGUUAUGUGUAUUAGAUUUCUGUCUAUAGAUCCUUUAAAAAAAUGACACACUGGACCUUCCAUUGUUAUACAGUAUAUGUGAAAUAAAGGCUAAAAACCAAAACAGGAAGUGCUUCUGGACCAGUGUUGUUUACAUCUUGUAAAAUGGUCUAUAGACAGUUUUAUUGUUGCAUUGGUCCAGAACUGCCAAUCCUUUAAUAGUACCACUCAGAUUGGUCACCAUCUUUGUUCUCCGUGGAUAAGGGGUAACUGUCACAAACAGGGUUGAAGCAGGCAAGAAACUUGGCUUGACAUAUAAACACUAUUAAAGUAGUAUUAUUUUGUUAUCGGUCUCUUGUUGUGCGUCUAUGCUAGAAUCAGCACCUGUACCAUAGUUUUACAGUAAGCAUAUGUUAGACCGUGACACCUCCCUUGUGGGGAGGUUUGUGCUGUUACCUUCCCGCGUUGACCGGCCGCCUGUCAGUCUUAUACAGUCUUAUAACGGCUCGGUCGAGCAGGGUUAGACCAGAACAUAGAUAUCUGGCUCCCAAAACAGUGUUCCUACAUUAAUCCUAAAUCAAAGACAUGCACAGGGCCUUGACUGGGGGGGUUGUACUCUGUACAGAACUUUCAAGAGGAUAUAAAGAUGGAAAGGGGAGGGAACUUUUGCAAGUUUAAGUUGUCCAAUUUGAAGAAACCUGGGGGUUGCUUUAGAGCAUUUUUUUUGGCAUGCCUUUCAAUGUUUGCAGAUUUAUGUUUGACCCACAGAGACAGGAUUGGGUUGGGCGAGCUCUCAGAAGGUGAAAAGGGUGUAAACCGGUCUUCUAAAACAAUCACCCGUGAAUGUAUUAGACCUUCUUAGUUGAUGUGAUAUGGACUAUCAUAUAUGAUCGGUCAGUAUUAGACAUUGUAUAAGAUAAGAUAGAGGUGCAUUGAUGGAGAACACAUAAAGUAGUCAUCAAAGGCCAGUGUAAUGACCUGGUUAGGUGUCAAUGAAGCUACACGUGUUAUUUGAUCUGUUCUGAUCGUUUCAUUUGAUUUUAACCUCUGGAUUUAAUUCUGAUGCUUAGGUCCCAUGUAACAGGUGGAUUACUUGUUUUUAUUAAAGGAUGACGUGUGUUUUAUUUCUCACAAUCAUUGCUUUGACAGCUGUCUGGGCCAAAGGGGGUGGUUUUAUGUAAGCGUUUGCGUAAUUGCAGGUCAGUGCGACUCUGUAUCAGCACAUAUUAAUAAAAAAUUACUAAAACUGAGCAUCGGGCAUUUCGUGUUAAUUUUUGUGACGAGUCAACUCGCUUGUUAAGGGGGCAGAAUUUGCCAAGGGGUCUUAAUGGUACAACUGUUUUAAGUCGUUUUUCAUUAUUAUUAACUGCAGGAUGUUCAUUUUCAUGGGUUUAAAUGAAAGAUGUGUGUUAUGAGAGAGAAUUAAACAUUUGCAUCUAAACCACUUCUUUUCCUGGUUAAAAACGAACUUGGCAGUGUAGAAAAUACCCCCCUUUACCCCAAUAUAGUGCAGUGUUUGAGGGGACAUCCUUUUUAGUGGUAUCCGAAUUCAUAGCAUACUCAUUCAAUCCCAUGAUGCAUCGCACUAACGACAAUCGAUGUGUGCUCACGGCUAGCUGCUAGCCAUCCAUCGUGAGCCUCGCGCUAAAUAUUUUCACCACACUGAGUGUCUGAAUUCACUCAUUUCUUUUUAACCACUUUAUGAAGUGGACUUUAUAAGUGAAGUAGUGUAGGAAAUAAGGCUAUAGGGGGCGAUUUCGGACACAGCCCUUAAUUUUUAAAGUUCUAUGAAUAUGCAACAACUGAAUGUAACAUUUUUGACAAGCCAAACAUGUCACUGAAUAAAUGUCUAAUUGAUUUAAGCCACGAAAUAAUCUCUUUUCAUAAAAAAACGUUUCGAUUGUGUCCGGCAUGUUUUAUAAUUACCCAAAAAUCAAAAGUAUAGUUCAGACCUUACAUGCAUUAUCACGUCAAUCAAAAACUUCGUCUGGCUGUCGGUUGGAACAUUAGAAAUAAAAACAUCGACAUAACACAAUUCUGGACAUCAUCAAUCACUUCCCUGAAUAUUUGCACUGAAUGUAAUAAAUAAAUAAUAUUUACCUCAUCAUCCACCUGUUAUCUAAAAACUUAAAUAUCACAACAUUAUCUGUCAAAAAAUGCAUGAUACAAAGAAAUAAUAAACAGAGGUCCAGGGAGUUCAGACAAUUAUCAAAGUUAAAUAAAAUGAUGUUUAGUUUUCCAAUAAAAUAUCCCACCGGCCUACAUUAUUACUACUCUCCAUUACCUUUGUCUCCUUUUUGUCACCUUAACUUACAAUCUUAUUAAAUGCACUUUUACUGUUCAUUCUGUAUCUAAAUACUUUCAAUCACCGUUUUAAAGUGGCAAACAAAUAUAUAUCUAGAUGAUUUGUUGAAAUAAGCCUCAGCAGGUCAUCCUAUUUCACAGAAAAGCUACAUUUAACCUCCUUUGUGUAGUCAAAGAUGAGCCAACCGCUCUCUAUUCACUUUUACAUGCUCUUGAACUGUGCGGAUGAGGCAUCUGAAUUUGUUUUAUGCAGCUCUCUUUUCUGCCUUAAAAAUGGUGGGAAAGAAGGCUGGUGUAAGGAAAAGUGCAUUAGUAUGCAUCUGGCGCCCACUCAGGGUACAUUAUCAGUUGGCCAACGCACCCACUCACCUUGGACCGGCACCAAAUAGGCCCGUGUUGACGCAGACGGGCUCGUUCGACAGCAAGAUCCCACAUUUUUGAGGGACUAAAGGUGCACGAGAGUUUCGAUGUGUGUUGAUGGUGAAGGAAAAUAAGAAAAUGAAAAUGUUCCUCUUCACUCCUCUUCAGCGUAUUGUGUUAAACAGCAGAAAAUGAAGAGGCUGGAGGUGAGGAAAGCUCAGUAAAUUAAUGAAACUAAUGGCUUUCACUUUGCCUCCGCUGUCUUUUGUCUGCGAGGCUCGGUUUGCAGAUGAAAAGCAGUACACAGGAACAUCCAUUUAAAAAGGCUUAUGAAAGAUCACCCUUAGUGAUUAGUGUGUGUGUGUGUUUUCAGAGUUUUCUUGUGUAUUUCAGAGUUUGAGAGUGUAUUUUUCAGUGUGUAUUUUGGAUUUUGUCAUUAUAUUUUCAUGGUCCUCCCCGAGGCUGUUCGCUGCUGAGUCUGGUCAUAUCAUCUUGGUUGCGCAGUAAGAGGCCUAAGAGCUUUUUAAUUCAUUAUCAUACUUUGUCCCGCUGCACGAUUGUGUUACAUGCCUUCUUACAGAUUUACUGAGAGUUUGGGAACAAAAACAAGCGCCAACUUCAUGGCACACAUUGAAAUGACUGAUCUUUCCCAAAUCAGAGACUAGUUUUAUUGAGGAUUUCACUUGUGGGGCGUUUCCUUUCAGACACCUGCAUCCAAAAUACAGGGCGGUGUCAAUGCAAAUAGAUUAAAUUGGCUCAAUCUUUCUCAGCCUUUCAUUUAAUACAGACCAGAGUAAUGUUUUACUGUGAUGAUGAUAUAAAACAACAUACUUUAAAGUGACAGUUCACUCAAAAAUGAAAAUUCUGAAAAUUCUUAGAAGAUUUUUUGAAGAAUGUUGUUAACCGGCUUAUUCACUUGCAUUGAUUUUGUGUGCUUACAAUGGAAGUGAAUGGCUGCCAGCGCUGUUCGGUUACCAACUUUCUUCAAAAUUACUUCUGCGUUCUGCAGAAAAAAAGAAAGUCAUACAGGUUUGAAAUGACAAGAGGGUGAGUAAAUGAUGACAGAAUUUACAUAUUUAGGUGAACUAUCCUUUAUAUGUAAUUUUAUGUGAUUGUAACACUAACAAAUGUUGGGUUGUUUUCCACCCAUGGUUGGGUAAAAUAUGGACAAAACCAGUCUUUGGGUUAUAAAUUAACAUUUGCUGGGCAAUGGGUUCAAUCAACCCAAUACAGGUUUAUAACCCAACAUUUGGUUUUGUCCAUAUUUUACCCAACCAACCCAGCAUUUUUUCAAAUGAACACUAUUUAUAGAGUAUUAUAAACAUUUUGUCAUGGUUCUGCCCCAUCUUGUCUUGCUUUUCUUGAUCUAGUGGCAGAAGCAUGACAGAACCUCUUGUUUCAUGUGGAGAGGCGUUUUGGCCCUUUUGGCUUGCCAUACUCUCUCCGGUCUCGUCUCUGUUCCCGCCCUCUCGUCUCCUCAUUAUUGCUUGUUAUUGGUUUCAUGCCCUACACCUGUCCCCUCUUGAUUUGAUCCCUUAUUUAAUGCCCCUUUGUUCUCUGUCCUGGGCUGGUUCAUUGUGCGUGUAUGUGUCACUUGUAUGGUGAGUGCCUGUUCCGUGUCAGUCUAGUCUAGUCAUUUGUAGUUCAUGUUUAUGUUAAUCAUAGUCUUGUUAGGUGUAAUUAGUCUUAGUCCUGUCCUGUUGUAGAUUCCCCUGUUUUGUUACAUUACCCCCACGUGGGUCUUUGUUUUUGAAAUUACGCAUAGCUGCAGCAACAGUUUUUUUUUUCAAAUCAUACUUUCAUUCACAACUUUUUGACUUUAAGCACAGAUGAUUUGAGACUAAACAUUACAUCACUGUUUUCUACAUCACAUUGUAUUGUGCAUCUGAGAAAGCAGAGGCAAUCAUCAAAUUGACUCUUAAAUGUUCUCUCUCUCUCAAGUAGGUUAGCGUUGGGAAUUCUUGUUCAUUUUAGCAAAUCCGUUGUUACGAGUAGUUCGUUUCAGUAAACUGAAACAUUCACAGAUGAUGAAUCACUCAAUAGUGUUCCCAGAAGCCCCUGCAUGACAUUUUACUAUAGUUAUACAAAGAUAAUGCUACUUGAAAUAGCUUUACGAUAUUUUUCUUCUUUUUGUUGUAACUUGUACUUUCACUACUUUAGACUGUAUGCAGUUCAUAGCUUGUCAAGCUUAUGGCCUUCGAAAAGCAUAGAAUUACACAAGAGAACAUCACUGCGCUCCAAAAGGACAUUGAAGUUCUGUGUUCGGUGUAAUGAGUACUGAGACACGGAUGUCUCGCAAUCACAGAGGGAACAAUGAAAUCCGGAUUGCAUCUGAGACUUUUACAGGAGAAUGUCAGGACGUCUAAACGUGGGUAUUCUGUUAAACAUUAUCCAAAGCACGCUUGUAAAUACACCCGAAUAGUUGAAGCUUUUAAAAUACAUUUUGUGUAACAUCUGACUUGAUCCAGACUGGAGUGUUAUUGCGUGACCUGAACUGAGCAAAAUGAUCAUGUUUGUGUCUGACCAAAACAUACAGGAAAUAUGUCUGAACACUACAAAAUCGAUUCACAUUACAGUUCAACAUUUUUGUAAAUCACCAAGACGAAUUUGUUUUAAAUAAAACGCCUCAGUUCAUUGAAAUAACAGAUACAAGUAGUGAAUGGGACAAACUCUUUCAUCUCCAGUUUGAGAAACAGAGCCAUCACCGGUCCUCAGCUGCAGCCUCAAUGACAAUUCGACAGAAUUCCAAAGAUGCAAAUACAAAUUGGGAAAAAACAAACAAUAGUUUAUUAAGAAUUUUCGGUAGUGUAUAUUAUAAGAACCCUAAAAGUCAGUUUUUGUGAAUGCACAUAAUGUCUUCACUAUAAUUUCCAGGACAUUUCUAGUAUUACUGCACAGCAAAAUCGCCAGUGUUAACACACAUCAAAUUAACACUCACAGUGUAUAUAUAAACCCUUUUUAACACUGGCGAUUUUGCUGUGUGCCCAGGAAAACACUAUCUAACAGUUUAACCAGCCAUCUAUUGUAAAUCACACAACAUGAACAUGCUGUUUAUUGACUUAUUUAAAAAAUGAUCCCUUUUCUGAAAACAAUUAGGCAAAUUAGUCAAAUCCAGAUUUAAGUAAUUUAAGAUUUGCUAUUUUAAAUUGAAAUAGUUCAUUUAUAUGUUAACGCAUGAAAUACAUGUUUUACAUCAGCAGAGAAAUAACUGCACUGCUAUUGAAAGAAUUUUUGAAUGUUUCAAAUUGUUAUUUUGCACAAAACAUGAAAAUUGAAAAAAAAAAUGAAAAGAAAAAAACAUCUGUUAAAGCCAACAUGUAGGACUGUAUUCAAAUUAUAACAUAAACACAUGAUAACCUGCCACCUUAAUAUAAAAUUACUCAUUGACAAACACGGAUCAAUAUUGCUCUACCAUCAUCAUCUGUUAAAAAAUAUUUUAUUAUACAAAAUAUUAUAAAAAUAUUUUAAUUUGAAAGAUUAGAAAUCAAUUAACAAAACAAGCUUUUAUCUAAUUGAAUAGCAGAAAUACAGUCCAAGUGAGCCGCACUUGUACUUUAACAGAGCUGUUGUACAUUGUGUGCGUGCGUGCGUGUGUAUGUGUGUGCGCAAGUCUGAUGUAAACUGUCCUGUUCAUGAUGCUCCCACUGGGAUAUGAUUCUCCAGAUCUGACCAGACAUUCACGCCACACUACACUGCUCUUAUUGUAACACACACACAUGUUGCUACUCCUGUCUUUACUAACACUCAGACAAAAAUCAUUUGCCUUUUAAAAUUUUCAUUAUUUAGUGUGUUUACAGUAUGAAGUAAACAUUUACAUUGAGGCCAUUUUCUCCUCAAAUGUGUGUGCGUGAGUAGGAGAGCACACACAAACAACACCUUGCCUUUUUUUGUAAGCUUCCGUUUCACAUCAUUGUUUAUAUAAUUUAAUCGUAAUAACAACAGAGUACCUUUGACAGUAAUAAACAUGAGUAAUUGUUACAUAUAAAACAUCUAUGAAUAUGUGUUCCUGUUAUUACUAAUAUUACCCAUUCCUGACAAAUCUGCUAGUAUUUUUAUAAUUGCAAUAAGUACUACAGUAACUAUUACUGUUAUUGAUACAAACCUUAACAUUUUAAGUUGUUAUUUACACAAUGAUUCAGUGUCUGCAGACACAGAUAGCAGACUUCCUUUCUCAGCACAAAUGUUGCCGUCUCUUUGAUAUGAACAGCCCUGACACAGUCAGACAGACAGUGUGUCCGUUUCUUUCUCCACGGCAGUGGCCGUCAGCAGACUGAAAGGCUUGUGAUUGAGCAUCUGCCCCACACUGCCCCCAUGUGUCCACAUCCGACACUGCAACACAGAGCUCACAUAGAACACACUCAGGUGCAAACACUCCUGUGGUUUUGAUGUUAAAACAGUGUUGAAGUCUCGAGACUCGGACUCGGUCUUGAACUCGGUCUCGAGACCCUAUUUUAAUGGUCUUGGUCUUGUCAUGGACUUGUGUGCAUUUUGACUCGGUCUCGACUCGUACUCGAACAUGUUCGGAAUUGGACUUAUGCCCGAGUCCACUCGAGUCCCAUCAAAAAUAUUAAACACAUGGAAAAGACAUCCCUUUAUGGGCCAAAAAUGAAAGUUGUUUCUAUAGCUUUUCAUGGCGUCUCCUGAUUGUCUAAUAUUGAUGUCCAGUCUGUACAAAGUAAAAACUGGUUGAAAUUUUGAGUUUACACAUGGAAAUAAAUUAAGUGAGACUCUUUGAAAUAAACUGAGCUGAAUGAUUUGAGCGCAGUAAGAUAGCAAGCAACCAUUGAAUCAAGGUUAAAAAUUGAUGAUUUGUCAAUGUUCAUUGCAUUGAAUCAGUAUCACUUUUGUACCUGCAAAAAUCACCAUUAGUGUGAUCUUUUUUAGCUUUAGUUGAGCUCUUGGCUCUUCUAUUUUAAUGUUAAAUAAGGUUUCCUUCAGCCACAACUGUGUGUUAAAAUAAAUUAGUUGUGGCAAAGAGAUGACUACUUCUGAAUGGUAAUGCAUGCAUUUUGAAAUUGUUUAGAUCACUGUUAAUAAUUGGGUUUGUUUUAUUAAUGUGUCAGCUCUGAGGAUCUGUAGUUUGAUAUACUGUGAUUUUUUAGGAACUAACAUAUUCACAAUCUGUUAAACCACUUUAACACACAACGACAUCAAGAAUCUGCAUAUGAAACUCAACAAUGGUGACAAUCAACAAAAGAAAGCUUCAUGCUGCAAUGCAUGCUGGGUGAUCUGUUUAUCUGAAUUAUUUUGACGAUUGUCAUCAUUGUUGAGGGUUGUAUGAUGAGGGUUGAUGUCAGUGAAAUUUGUUUGUUUAUUUUCUCUCAAUCUCUUGUCCUAGGACUCGGACUUGACUCGGACUCGACCCUCUCUGGACUCGGUCUUGACUCGAACUCGAGCUACUCUGGACUCGGACUUGACUCGGACUCGAAUGAGCUGGUCUCGACUACAACACUCUGUUAAAAUGCUUCCUUUUAUCACAGCUUAAUAUGCAGAGACAACUACAAGUAUAGACCUUUCCCAGGCUCAUCCUCCUGAGUAAAAUACUGUGGCUCUGUGGUGCUAUCCAAAAAAUUUGGUGUGUUUGAGCAACCUGACCAAUCCAACACAGCAACGUUGACUCAACCAAUGGCGUCUGUUUCGAGGCAUGACCUUGAACACUCUCCAGGCACUAAAUGCCAGUAAAAAUGGACUUUGGCGAUUAAGUAAAACUGGCAGUUGGCUUGUGUUGUGAACAACUGGGUCCCACUGUUCAAAUUAAAUCCCCAAUUCCACUGAAAUAACCUGUAAGAGGAACUUUAUUGAGUGCCUGAGUAGAAAUCCUACAAAAUUACUUUAUAAUAUGUGGUCAUUAAUGUCUUUUAAAUGAUAUGUUGUCUAUAAUGGUAUUCUGUAUGUAACCAAGGUAAUUUGUUGUGAAAUUAUUUCUCUUUUGUGCAAGUUUUUUUUUGGUGGGGGGGAAAACAAACCCCCAGCAGUCCUGGACCUCUAAGGGGAAGCUCUCGCCCAGUGCAUUUGAGACAGUUGAUAUACAUUUCGGAACAAAAACACAUCUUUUGUUAAGAAUGAAAAAUAGGUCCUAGGUGGAAUAAUAUGACAGGAAGAGUGAACUUCAAUGUAAAAACGAUAACCUGAAUCUAACGGUUCUUGAUAGGGUUCGCUGUAUAAAAAAAACAUAAAAAUGGUCAUUGUCCGGCAGCUAGGGCACCAGUAAAGUUUUUCGGGUAAAUUUGCAGUCUUUUUCUGUAAUUUGAUGUUUUUUAACAGUAUUUCAAAAAUACACUGUAAAAAAUCCUGUUUUUUUCCACAGCUGGGGUGCAUGUAAAAUACUGUAAAAGAAUAAUUUUGUCACAUAAAAUGUUUCUUGUAAAUUUGCAGUCUUUUUUACCGUAUUUCAAAAAUACAUGAAACGUCAGUAAAAAAUAAAAUUACCGUUUUUUAUCAGGAUUCUACAAUUUAGUUCAAUAAAUAACUGUGAUUAUGGCAAUAAAUUGUCUGGUUUGCAGCUUCAAUAGUCGGGGGCACUGAGCUUGCAUUAACGGAGCCAGUGGGGCUAUAACAGCCUUAGCCAACGGGUUGGCGCGUAUGGUUGCGUUGAUUUUGGUAAUGUGUUGUAAUGGUAUGCCAUACGGGACCGGGGGCACUGAGCACGCAU
Triplophysa rosa is the source of this 21046-nucleotide messenger RNA. RefSeq names its product adhesion G protein-coupled receptor L1a (gene adgrl1a). The record is from RefSeq and is a predicted model, not a curated record. Bases 1041 to 5600 code for a protein of 1519 amino acids. The transcript has 26 exons. Gene Ontology annotation, molecular function: carbohydrate binding; G protein-coupled receptor activity; latrotoxin receptor activity. NCBI's taxonomy places the organism in Eukaryota, Metazoa, Chordata, Actinopteri, Cypriniformes, Nemacheilidae. Gene Ontology annotation, biological process: heterophilic cell-cell adhesion; cell surface receptor signaling pathway; adenylate cyclase-activating G protein-coupled receptor signaling pathway. Gene Ontology annotation, cellular component: presynaptic membrane; postsynaptic density; axon.